UCCGGUUUGGUGAAGACGGUUUUAGCGAGUGAUUCCGUGCGCAUGCGCGCACUCGGCAGUUGCAAGGGAUUCUCUGCCCACGAAGUGUGUGUGACGGUGUCAAAGUCACGGGAAGAAGGCUGAAAACUUUUCCGGGAUUUUCCAACGAGACAGAAAAACGUCCACCGUAUGCAUAAUGUGCUAAUCGGUCGCAAAUCCGCGCGAAGAAAGCCACCCGAUUAAGCGCCGGCUCUUGAGAUUAUUUUCGACAUAGAGUUUUAUUUUUGCUGGGAAGCGCCUCUAAUCACACACUCCCUGCAAAAUUGUCAUUUCGUGUGUGUUCUGCUCUUUUUUUUCUUUGGGACACAACUGUUCAUAUCGCAUGACUGUGAGACAAACUUGUGGAUGAGGUGAUAUAAUUAAUUAUUCUAUCGGAUUCGCACAUUUUUCCUUCCGUCUGGCGAUCGCGCACAACAAACCGUCGAAUGACUCACUUUGCCGUCUCAUUGCCUGUUCCAACGAUAUUGCAUUUCUCAGGCAUUUCUAAUUGUGAUUUGGGAGAAAUUUCCCUUAUCACACAGUGAGUGUUGCUCGCUUUUGGGCAACAAUAUUCACACACACCAAACACGAUAAGUCACUAUCGGCUGACGAGACUUGUGGAGAUUGAUUGGCUGAUAAGGAGUUGCGAAAAUAAGCAAAAAUGGCCACCGUUCUGCUCGAGGCACGUCCGUAUCGGCCGUUCAAGUCCAGCGAGGAGUAUCUCUACGCCAUGCGAGAAGAUUUGGCGGAGUGGCUCAACACCAUGUAUCCGGAGCUGCGGAUCAACGUGGACAACUUCAUGGAUCGUCUGGACACAGGAGUGGCUCUGUGCAAGCAUGCCAAUAAUGUGCGGUGCGCCGCCGAGGAAUAUCUGGCCAGGCGACAGGCGCGCAACAAGUCCAUGACGAAAUCGAUGACUUCGGGAUUGGCCGGACCGAUCCUGGCCAUGGGCAAUGUCCACUUUCUGCCAGCAGCCAAGAGUGGGACCUUCUUCGCCCGCGACAACGUGUCCAACUUCAUUGCAUGGUGCCGAAAAAGCCUUCAAAUCUUUGAGUGCCUCCUAUUCGAAACGGACGACCUAAUAAUGCGAAAGAACGAGAAGCACGUGAUUCUGUGCUUGCUGGAAGUGGCCAGACGUGGUGCUAAAUUCGGAAUGCUGGCUCCCAUGUUGGUGCAGAUGGAGAGACAGAUCGAUCGCGAGAUUGCCGCCGAUAACAAGGCGAUGGGAAUGUCUUCGGUGGGCUGCGGCACGCAGACGGAAAAUGGUGUCAAUUCGAUAUCAGUUGGCACGGAUGGCAACGAGAUGUUCGACUCGGACUCUGAGGAUGAGGAGGAGAACAGCGGGCCGAUGCUGAUGUAUGGGCCGCAGCCGCAAAUUAUCACCAACGACUUGAAGAGCCUGGACGAGAUGGUUCGCGAUCUCGUGGAGAAAUGCACAUGUCCAUCGCAGUUUCCAAUGGUGCGCGUGUCAGAGGGCAAAUAUCGCAUCGGUGACACCAAAGUGCUCAUAUUCGUUCGGAUUCUGCGGUCUCACGUGAUGGUGCGCGUGGGUGGCGGCUGGGACACCCUUUCUCACUACCUCGACAAGCACGAUCCCUGCCGGUGCCGCGCUCAACAUCGAUCAUCCGUGGCCGCACGCCUCAUCACGAGAACCAACGCGGCGACCAACGGAAUUGAGCUGCAUCGUGCACAAGUCUUCUACGAGAGAUCGCCGCCAGUUGCGCGCAAGCAGGCCAACGCGGGUCCUGGACAGCAGCACACGGCGUCAAAUGGAUUCAUUAGCACAUUAUCGCCGCCCGGAGGGAGUCACAAUCGCAGCCGCAGUCCGACACCGCAGAAGAAGAGCAUGGUGGAGAAUUCACAGUCACCUGAGAAGUCUGUGGUGUCGCCAGAGACCAGGCGAUCAAUGUCACCGGGGGUGCGCCGCCUCACUGACAUGCGGCGAAAGCAGAACUCACUGGAUUCGUGCCAGUCGCCAGUGGGAACAGCAUCCCCGAUCGUGGAGCUGGACGAUCAGAAAGACGAUACCAAAAGUGGAUCAGUGGAGAGCAAUGGCGGCAACAGCGGCACGGAUUCGUCGGUGAAGUUCGAGAAUAUCAGCGACAACGGCAGCGAGAUCAGCGACGAGGGCUAUCGCAGUUUGGGGCUCAUUCAGGGGACCAAUGGUGGUGUGUCCAAGAGGACAUCCCUGCACAGUCAGGUGUCGAAUGAAGACGCAGAGCUCAGUGCGCGUUUCGACCAAGCAUCCAAUGACUCUCAGGUGUCCCCGAGUGAAGAGCCCAGCACAAAGACGGCGGAAAGCAGUGACUCCGCGGCAGCAGCUCCGGAUGAAUUGGACGCUAGAACGCCAGUGACAACUCCCGAUGGGCGGAACAGUUUCGAGAAGUCGGGUAUUUUCAUCACCGAAGAUGAAAUCACUGUGGACAUUGCCAGUGCCACGGGAUUGAGGAAGACGGGUUUCUCGGACAAUCUCUACGAUGACGGUCAGAAGAAGCCUGUGAGCAGGAUUCCGCGCUCGCCGAUGGCCACGAGGAGGAAGAGUGCAGAAGCGAGUCCGGAAAUCGUGACAGGAUUGCCGUUGGUGACGAGGAAGACUCCAGUGUAUCGCAGCGUAAGGAAGACGACACCGGUGAAGGAGAAUUCGGUGGAAAAGAACACGUGGAGCGGACGCGAGACGAAGAAGAGAUCCUCUCUCACCACCGAGACUUUCACGCCGCCAUCUAGAUCGGCGAGCAGCACGAGUCCUUUCCACAGGAACUCAGCGGGAAGCCGGGUGUCAGGGCAGUACGAUAAGAACGGACGCAGGAUGAAGUCCACUUCGCUGACAACGUCGCCGGUGAAGAAUAGCACGACAUCGCCGCUUGCGCAGCAAAUCUUGCAAGCAGCGGGCAGCGCCAAGAGCGACUCGCAGAUUCUGGAGAAGAUGCGCAAGCUGCUGUCAAAGUACGAGAGGGAGAACAGUGUCACGGACGAGUAUGAGAGCUUGGAUCUCACCACGGCGUGGGUGAACAGCAACGGAGCGCUGGAUCGCGCGGGCUGUGGUCCGGCGAAGGCUGCAUCGAAGAAGUCUGCAGGAUCCACGAUUUCGUCUUCAGAGAGCGCCUCGGGCGUCGCGUCACCGACGCCGCGGCGUGAUCGCGGCAUGAGUCGCAUUCCGGCUCCUGUGCGCCAGGCGACGGAUCUCUAUUGACCCAGACUUGGACACAGAAUGUCUCGGGCAGACAAUUGAGGAGCCCGCGCUGUAAAGAUAGCGAUCUUGACAUCUUGAUCGUAUGUUUUGGGCUUCUUGGCGGCAAGUGGGCGCUCAUGAGUGCCGCCCGGGGGCGCAGGUCAUUAAGAGCUGAAAAAGAAGUCCACGUUAAUUGAGCAGAAGAGAGAGAAGUGGUUAAUUUUUGGCAUUUCUCUGGCAUAAGAAGUUCACUUGAUCAUUCAAUGAUGGAGGAAUUUCAUUAUAUCACCGCAAUUCACUUUAAGUGAUUUUCAGCUGAGACAUUUUUAUUAUUAUUACAAAUUGAAUUGAUGAUGAAGAGAAAUUAAUGCAAAUUGAGUCGUUGAACCAUGCAAAUUCUAAAGAAAAAUAUCCAGCAUUUUCACCUUUCUUUCCUGAGCGAAGCGAGCAAAGAGAACGAGGAUCAAAAGUGCGUGUUUUUAGGGAAGAGAAGGAUUAGCAACUUUAUAUUGUUAAUUGGACUGACUAAAGAGGGUUGUAACUUUUUGUAGAGACUAUGAAAUGGAGAAAAAAGGAUACGGCGAGAGAUUUACAAAUUGGUGCUGAGUGAGAAAUAUUUUUACUUUCUACAAGUUCAAUCGAUAUUUUCCUUUCUCUUUUUUUUGCUAAACUUUGUAACUAGUAUUUUACCUCUAGGACGUUUUUUGUACUUUCAACGUAGAGGCGUAAAAAACAGAAUCAAUGACUGUCAUUCAUUUUUCGAUAAAGCGUGGAGUGAAUAAAAUGAGGAGAAACCAUGGCAAAUUUACACGGCCUUGAUGAUCAGGAAUUUAAAGAAUAACUAACACUAUAUAUUUUUCCCUAAAGAAUCUGUAGAACAUGUAAGACGGUAACCACGUUAGAUGUAGCAGAAGGAUGAGAACAUAUAUAGUUUUCUAUCUAGACAUGCUGAGGAAGCCAGAUAGUGGAUAGGAAUUAAGGCCAAAAUCUAUGUACUCAUCAUUAUUGUAUUUACACGCUAUUAAUGAUGCAAACUGUCUCUUUAAAUAUUAAGGAUUAUUGUAUUUAUCGACAAAUGGUAAUAUUUAGAUUUCAUCGAUAGGAUUAAUUUGAAAACCAGACUUUUGACGCCAUAUAAUCCAGUUUAUCGUGACCAUAGUGCAAUUUGUUGGGCCGAACAGGAGAACAUUAUACCAAUAUUAUAGUAUCCUUUAAAGCUAUAUACUCCUUCGAUUUAUAUUUCUCCAGUUAUGUUGAGUUUCGCAUUUAUGUGUAAUAAAGACAUAAAUGAGAA
Messenger RNA from Phlebotomus argentipes, 4481 nucleotides. It is a transcript of the gene pigs, whose product is annotated as GAS2-like protein pickled eggs. The record is from RefSeq and is a predicted model, not a curated record. Lineage: Eukaryota; Metazoa; Arthropoda; Insecta; Diptera; Psychodidae. Gene Ontology annotation, biological process: protein localization to microtubule plus-end; regulation of microtubule polymerization or depolymerization; microtubule bundle formation. Gene Ontology annotation, cellular component: stress fiber; microtubule plus-end; actin filament. Bases 680 to 3208 code for a protein of 842 amino acids. Gene Ontology annotation, molecular function: microtubule binding; cytoskeletal adaptor activity; actin filament binding. The transcript has 10 exons.